CUUCCAUUCUUCCGGGGAAAUCGCCUGCAUGGGCAUUUGCGCCAGCAGCUACCCGGCCGUCAUGGCAUUUUGCUUCCUGGAGGAGCUGCAGUGGGAGUUCGCCACAGCCUACGACGCGACGAGCGUGGGCCUAGCCUCCAGGCCGUACGCUUUCCUGGAAUUCGACAACGUCAUUCAGAAAGUCAAAAGCCGCUUCAACUACACCAGCUGCGCCCCCACGAAGCUCAGUUUGGAAAAAAUCCAGGAAGAGCUACGGCUGCAUCCUCCCACGCAGGUGAAGCUGGAAGAGGCGGAGCUGAUGAACGGGAUGGUGAACGGGCACACAGAGCUCCCCCUAGAGCCCGCCUCCGCUUACAGGAUGCAGCCAGUUUCUGCUGUGGGCAUCUUGUCUCUCGUCCUCAACAUCAUGUGUGGGGCGCUGAACCUCAUUCGAGGCGUUCACCUUGCCGAGUACUCAUUCCAGGAAGAUCACAAAGGAAUUGGAAAUGUAAUAGCCUUUCUUGUACCUUUCGUAGCUUGCUUCUUAUUGUGUUACCUUUACCUGUUCUACAGUUCGGCGCGGCGGGUCAAGGUCUUUGUGCUUUUCGUCACUGUCUGCGCGUGCAAUAUCUACCUGUACGGACUCAGGAACGUCUGGCAGAUCCUUUUCCACAUAGGAGUGGCGUCGCUGUCUGCCCAUCAGAUCCUCACGCGACAGGUGGCGGAGAAGCAGCCGGACUGCGGAGUAUGAGAACAAACAUGG
Messenger RNA from Gekko japonicus, 742 nucleotides. It is a transcript of the gene SEC22C, whose product is annotated as SEC22 homolog C, vesicle trafficking protein. Gene Ontology annotation, biological process: endoplasmic reticulum to Golgi vesicle-mediated transport. The annotation marks the transcript as partial. Lineage: Eukaryota; Metazoa; Chordata; Lepidosauria; Squamata; Gekkonidae. The record is from RefSeq and is a predicted model, not a curated record. The transcript is spliced from 5 exons.